UGGAAAAAGGUUGGAGGAUCGUCAAAAUUCUUAUAUAAACACUCGCUUCUCAUCUCUUCUCUCCUCUCCUCUACGCUUCUUUCAUUUCCCGAUUCUCCCUUUUCCAAUCGCUUCUCAAAACCCUACACAAUCCUCUUCCCAAAGGCAUAGAAGACAUCUUGCUCCGUAGCUAGAGGCCUUUACCCUGCUCUACAAGGUGUGAUGGCUUCCAAACGAAUUGCCAAGGAGUUAAAAGACCUGCAAAAGGACCCUCCAGUUUCUUGCAGUGCUGGUCCUGUUGGUCAAAACAUGUUUCACUGGCAAGCAACUAUUAUGGGUCCAGCAGACAGUCCUUAUGCUGGGGGUUUAUUUUCAGUGAACAUUCACUUUCCACCAGAUUAUCCCUUUAAACCACCAAAGGUUUCCUUUAAAACCAAAGUCUAUCACCCUAACAUUAACAACAAUGGAAGUAUCUGCCUUGACAUUUUGAAAGAGCAAUGGAGCCCUGCUCUUACUGUUUCCAAGGUGUUAUUGUCAAUAUGCUCACUGCUAACAGACCCGAAUCCAGACGAUCCAUUGGUGCCAGAGAUAGCUCACAUGUACAAAAAUGACCGAGCCAAGUAUGAAAGUAACGCCCGAUCUUGGACUCAGAAAUAUGCCAUGGGCUAAACAGAACAAAACCGAUACUGCUUCCAGUUUCUGUUCAUCCCUUCUGUUUUCUGGAUUUUCCAUGCAAAGGCUACAAGGCUAUAUUAUGCUCAAACUUAGUAGUGAACUUCAACAUUACAAUACUUGCUUUCCCUCCAGCUAAAUAAUAUUUUGUCAUUACUAUAUUCUCAACUUCUCUCUCUUACAUGAGGAUUCUUCUGCUAUGCUAUGGAGGUUGAGUUGGGUUGAAUAUGAUAUUAAUUGCAAGUCUACUAGGGUUGAUAUAUGGUGGAUCGUGGCUUUUCCUUAAAUUCUAUGUACGUUAAAAUUGAAUGAAAUAGCUCUGUUUGAAGAGACAGUAGUCAAAACAUGAUUGUCUAAAUGACACACCAUUGUGUCAUUCUUGUAAUAAGAGAGAAAGGAUGUGAUGUCA
Messenger RNA from Benincasa hispida (wax gourd), 1060 nucleotides. RefSeq names its product ubiquitin-conjugating enzyme E2 5B-like. The record is from RefSeq and is a predicted model, not a curated record. Lineage: Eukaryota; Viridiplantae; Streptophyta; Magnoliopsida; Cucurbitales; Cucurbitaceae.